Molecule: messenger RNA, 2055 nt
Organism: Orbilia oligospora ATCC 24927
Lineage: Eukaryota; Fungi; Ascomycota; Orbiliomycetes; Orbiliales; Orbiliaceae
Exons: 2
Coding region: 1-2055 (684 amino acids)
Biological process (GO): glycerophospholipid catabolic process
Cellular component (GO): cytosol
Molecular function (GO): A2-type glycerophospholipase activity
Source: RefSeq, a predicted model, not a curated record
AUGCGUGUGUCACGCCUUGGUUGUGAUGUUACCUCUUCAUCGUCCUUGCUCCUGGUGACACUGACAACAUUCCUCUUCUUCUUUACAACCUUUGUCCAUGCUGUUCCGGCUCCAAGAGAUCGAACGACAACAGGAAAGCAACCAACCAAGCGUAACCUAGAAACCAGAGAUCUCAUCGAUAGCAUCAAGAGCAUCUUUGGGUUUAGCCCAACUACCGGAUAUGGACCAUUCCAGGUUAUGAGUCCAGCGGAUAUUGUCUCCGUUCGUAGAGGGGGGAAAUUUGCAAAGGAAGAGGCUUCAUGGAUUAAUGGAAGGAUGAAGGUUGUAAACACGGCUUUGACGGAUUAUUUGGGAAGAGUUGGGAUGAAAGGGUUUGAUCAUAAGGGUUUUAUGAAGGGGUAUACUCCAACCGUUGGAUUGGCCUUUUCAGGUGGUGGGUAUAGAGCAAUGCUGAACGGUGCUGGCGUCAUUUCUGCAUUCGAUUCGAGGAAUCCGAAGGCUAUGGGGCCUGGUGGACUUGGUGGACUACUUCAGGGAACGACUUAUUUGUCUGGUCUCAGUGGAGGUGGAUGGUUGGUUGGGUCGAUGGCGGUUAAUGAGUUCCCCUCUAUCGGGGAGAUUCAACAAUCGGAGAGGAUGUGGAAACUUGAGGAUUCGAUCUUCAGUCCAUUGGGGAAGUCGUACAAAUACUAUCCAAGUAUCUUAGCACAAGCCAAAGAGAAGCUCGAUGCAGGGUUUGAUAUAACCCUGACGGACAUAUGGAGUUUGAUGCUUUCCCGAGUCUUCAUCGACAAGCCAGAUGGAGGUCCAAAUACCACCCUCUCAAGUAUUGCGAAUUGCAAGAAGUUCCGAAACUUCCAGAUGCCUUUCCCAAUGUUCCUCGCCAAUGGUCGCGCUGAUGGUGAUACAUUGAUCCACCUUAACGCCACAGUUUUUGAAAUUAAUCCACUCGAAUUCGGCUCCCACGACCCCACAGUAAACGCAUUCUCUCAGACUAGAAUGCUUGGCUCCGACUAUCACGAGGGAAUACCAGAAGAAGGCGGGAAGUUAAUCAACGGCUUCGAUAAUGCCGCUUUCGUCAUGGGAACUUCGUCAUCAUUGUUCAACCAGGUUCUUAUUGAUAUCAAGAGAAAUGACGCCAACAUUUUUGGAGGAGGGUUUCUGAAGAAUCUUGUGAUCAGAGCAUUGGAAUAUCUUUCGAAAAUCGAAUUCGAUAUUGCAGAUUGGGCUCCAAAUCCUUUCUAUGGUUUUAACCCUGACCACAAUCCCACCGCCAUAACCAAAAACUUGACUCUGGUCGACGGCGGCUUGGAUCUUGAAAACAUCCCAUUCAACCCACUCCUCGUACCCCACCGAGGCGUUGAUGUUAUCUUCGCCAACGACAACAGCGCCGAUGUUGUCCGACACGACAAUGGUCUUCCAUCAAACUGGCCAAAUGGAACUUCCAUGGUUGCUACGUAUGACCGCUUCAAACGAGGUCUCAUGGCUAGAGGAACCUCAUUCCCUGAAGUCCCAGAUAUCCACACAUUCAUCAACAAAGGCCUCAACAGUCGUCCGACAUGGUUUGGUUGCGACGCCAAAAAGGUCUCUAGAACUCCUAGCCCACUAGUUGUCUACAUCCCCAACGCCCCAUAUACCGCAUUCUCCAACACUUCGACCUUCAGAAUGGCCUAUAAGGACUUCGAAAGAGAUAUGCUCAUCGACAACGGUUACAUGGUUGCAACACAAGGCGACGGAGAGCUCGAUCCUGAAUGGCCAGCCUGUGUCGGUUGCGCCGUCAUCCACAGAGAGAUGGAGAGACGAGGAACUAUUACUGAGCAAUGCAAGAAAUGCAUGCAGAGGUAUUGCUGGGACGGUACAAAGAAUAGUACCCGGCCAGAUGAAUAUGAGCCUGACUUGAAAUUGAAGCCGGGCAGACCACCUACCCGUCUGAACAAGCCUUCGGGGGCUUCAAACGGAACAUACACAUUUGCCGCAGCACAUAGCAUCAAGCGACCUGCGUCGCCUUACAUUGAGGACUUUACAGACUAUUCCCGAUAUCGGGAUUACGCCUGA